AUGUGGGCAAUGCUCCGUCAGCGCAAGCAGGGAGAGAUCUCGCUAUCGCUGGCAGGGCCGAAGAGUCGCACAUCAGCACCCAACGGAUUAAAGCGAUCCCAUGCCGCCGCGCUUGAUGACGAGGAGGAGCAAGAGAGUGAAAGAUAUGGGCGGGCACAAAGAGUUUCGCACUUUGAUCGUGCUGCAGGCGGCGCGAUCGACGAGAACAAUAAGAAGGACGAGUCGCCGCUGAUCAUUCCACGACAAUCGAAUCGUGACUGGCGCGAUGCUGCGCAGCAGCGCAGCAGGCAGAGGCCCCAGCAUUCGACACAACAAGCAGCGACAGCGCAAACCAACCAGAUGAACGCAGUGGAGGCGAAUCGUCCUGCCUUCGGGUUGAAUGUCUUUGCGACAGAAGCUGCAGCCACGGCGUCAGCGUCGAGCGCCGAUGCGACUGAAUCGGACAUAGCUCAUUCCAUACAAAACGUGCCCUCCGAGGCCGCUCACGCAAGUGUGAAUGCACCUGUACGCCCAAGGACUGAUGACGAGGUUGCACUGGAUGCGCUACUAGGUCGCACGGUGGAGGACACAUCGCUUGUUCUUCCGCAAGCGACAGCGGCCACAAGUGAGUCGGAUGCCUUCCGGAACGACUUCUCCCGCGCGCCGCCCAUGGCCUCGCUCGACGACUACGCACGAGUCCCGGUGGAGCAAUUCGGCGCUGCACUCCUGCGCGGCAUGGGCUGGAAAGACGGGGAAGGGCUUGGCUCGCAGAAGGGUCAGAAAAUUGUGAAGACGGCCGUGAAACCACCUGAGCGUCGUGGAGCACUGCUGGGCAUCGGUGCGAAGGAGGAUGCCGCCAUCGCGCAAGAGAUUGGAGCAUGGGGCAAGGCCGCGAAGGGCGGUAAAGGAGAGAUCAAAAUCUACAAUCCUGUUCUGCUAAGGGAUAAACAGACAGGCGAGUUGUUUACCGAGGAGGAAUUGCAACGCAAGAAGGAGAGGGAAGAACGCGAGAAACACGAGAGGGACUUCGAUCGCAAGGAGAAGGACCGGAAGAGACGGGAUCGUGAAGACAGGGACGAGGAUGGAGGCCAGAGUCGAGAGAAAGACCGGGCCCGGGAGCGAGAGAAGGAUAGAGAACGUAGCCAUCGGACCGAUGACGGUCGACGAGACGAGCGACAUAGACAUGAAGGCCGACGGGAGCGCGCGGAUAGCGAUGACGAGCAUCGCCGCAGUAAGGACAAGGAGCGACGCCGACGGCAUGACCGAGAGUCUGAAGAAGCGUCGAGUAAAGGUUAUGACCGCGACCGAGAUCGGGAUCGGGACCGAGACCAUCGGUCUCAUCGCCAUGGAGAGCGUGAACGGCACGGACAUCGUCACCGAGAGUCCGAGCGGCGGAGAUGA
Messenger RNA from Dissoconium aciculare CBS 342.82, 1380 nucleotides. RefSeq lists its product as uncharacterized. The transcript is spliced from 2 exons. The coding region runs from base 1 to 1380 and encodes 459 amino acids. Gene Ontology annotation, biological process: mRNA splicing, via spliceosome. Gene Ontology annotation, cellular component: spliceosomal complex. Gene Ontology annotation, molecular function: nucleic acid binding. The record is from RefSeq and is a predicted model, not a curated record. Lineage: Eukaryota; Fungi; Ascomycota; Dothideomycetes; Mycosphaerellales; Dissoconiaceae.